UCUUUGGUGGCCAUAAUGUUUUUAGUGCGCGAGGUGCCGUUUUCAAUUUUGUUAUAAAAAACGCCGUCGUUCUGCUUAUACGAUCCGUCGAAUUUGUGUACCUCGAAAUUGACUCGACAUUCCGGUUAACAACAUGGGCGAAGAGAAAGAACGGGAACGUAGUAAGGAAAGGGACAGGGGACGGAGGCGUUCGAGGUCCAGGGAGCACCGCAGGCGCCCGUCCCGAUCCCGGAGCAGGGAGCGCAGAAAGAGGAGCCGUUCCGCUUCUCCGAGGUAUAAAAACAGCCACUCACGGAGAAGAAAGCCGUCCCUGUAUUGGGACGUGCCUCCGCCGGGGUUCGAACAUAUCACACCGUUGCAGUACAAGGCAAUGCAGGCGGCGGGCCAAAUUCCAGCCAAUAUCGUGGCGGACACCCCACAAGCGGCCGUUCCUGUGGUUGGCUCGACUAUAACCAGACAAGCUAGAAGAAUAUACGUGGGCAACAUACCGUUCGGAGUGACGGAGGAGGAAAUGAUGGAGUAUUUCAACCAGCAGAUGCAUUUGAGCGGGCUGGCCCAGGCGGCGGGCAAUCCGGUGCUCGCGUGCCAGAUUAACCUGGACAAGAAUUUUGCCUUUUUAGAGUUUAGGUCGAUUGACGAGACGUCCCAAGCUAUGGCGUUCGACGGCAUCAAUUUCAAGGGUCAGAGUUUGAAGAUCCGUCGUCCGCACGACUACCAACCGAUGCCGGGCAUGACCGAGAGUUCCAUUGCCGUGCCCGCGGGGGUCAUCAGUACCGUCGUACCCGACUCGCCUCAUAAAAUAUUUAUCGGUGGUUUACCAAAUUAUCUCAACGAGGAUCAGGUCAAGGAGCUGCUAAUGUCCUUCGGGCAGCUGAAAGCGUUCAACCUCGUCAAGGACACCGCAUUCGGUUUGAGCAAAGGGUACGCGUUCGCAGAGUACGUCGACAUAUCGAUGACAGAUCAGGCUAUCGCCGGCCUGAAUGGUAUGCAAUUGGGCGACAAACGGUUGAUAGUACAGCGGGCGAGUAUCGGCGCUAAAAACACAACGGUACUACCGGCGGUACAGAUCCAGGUGCCCGGUUUGAGUUUGGUCGGUACUUCCGGCCCGGCCACCGAGGUACUGUGCCUCCUGAACAUGGUGACUCCCGACGACCUCAAAGACGAGGAAGAAUACGAAGAUAUCCUCGAGGAUAUCAAGGAGGAGUGCAACAAGUACGGGGUGGUACGCAGUAUCGAGAUACCCCGGCCCAUAGACGGGGUGGAGGUGCCGGGAUGCGGCAAAGUCUUUGUCGAGUUUAAUUCCGUUCUCGAUUGCCAAAAGGCGCAACAGACGUUGACCGGAAGAAAGUUUAGUAACAGGGUGGUCGUCACGUCGUACUUCGACCCCGACAAGUACCACCGCAGGGAAUUUUAAUCGUUCCCUUCGCCACCCCGUUAGGCUUACGUUUUAACUUUCAUUAAUUUUUGAUUUGACCGAUGUCUUAGUUGUAAUUACAGGUUAAUUUGUAUCAUAUUCCGUUUCUAGACGCUGUCCCGCUAAUAAAGUAUUUGUCUUGAAA
This is a messenger RNA of Cylas formicarius (sweet potato weevil), 1559 nucleotides long. RefSeq names its product splicing factor U2AF 50 kDa subunit (gene U2af50). The record is from RefSeq and is a predicted model, not a curated record. Gene Ontology annotation, cellular component: commitment complex; U2-type prespliceosome; nucleus. The coding region runs from base 134 to 1414 and encodes 426 amino acids. Gene Ontology annotation, molecular function: poly-pyrimidine tract binding; pre-mRNA 3'-splice site binding. The transcript has 5 exons. Gene Ontology annotation, biological process: mRNA processing. NCBI's taxonomy places the organism in Eukaryota, Metazoa, Arthropoda, Insecta, Coleoptera, Brentidae.